Messenger RNA from Sardina pilchardus (European sardine), 1061 nucleotides. RefSeq names its product lnc RNA pou2af1 (gene pou2af3). The record is from RefSeq and is a predicted model, not a curated record. The coding region runs from base 168 to 857 and encodes 229 amino acids. Gene Ontology annotation, molecular function: POU domain binding; DNA binding. Lineage: Eukaryota; Metazoa; Chordata; Actinopteri; Clupeiformes; Clupeidae. The transcript has 5 exons.
UAUAUUACUAUAUUGUUGUAUGGUCUAAGAGGACUUGUAGUUGUCUCUUAGGAUAUUUUGUAAGACUUUUAUGGAUAAUUCGUUCUUGGCCAUACAAGUCUGCCAGGAACAAUACGUGGAGGAUUCACAGAGCAGCUUCAUCAGGUUUUUAACAUCUGUUUCCCAUCAUGUCUGGUAAGGAGAAGGUCUAUCAAGGGGUGAGAGUUAAGAUCACCGUCAAGGAGCUGUUACAAAGGCAGAGAGCUCGCCAAGAAACCAUUAAAACAGUUGCGAAAUCCCAAGUCGACCUGUCAAGCCAUGAUGUCUCUUCAGUUACAUACAUGCCUGACUGUUCUACUGGAGCAUCGCUUCCAGAAUGCAACCUCACAUCAGGAUCUUACACAGAUAGCAUGUACAACAUGUCGCUGGAGAAUGGAUAUGAUAAUCAUCAAAUGAUUAACAUGAUGGCAGCCGAGCAGCUCAACAACAGUGGCUUUUUAUCUCAGAGCUGGUCUCAAGGAUAUUCCUCUUCAAACGUGGACUAUUACAGCAACUGCAUGGUUCCGGACUCUCCAUCGGAAUCCUUUAGUCUGCCCAGUCCAGUCGAAUAUAGUAGUUAUUCAUCGCCCCUCUCAUACUCAUCCUCCUCCUCAUGUUACAACUCUCCAUCCCGGAUGGACCUGGGCUGCGGUCUCAUGCCGGAGAACCACCACCCAUGCUGUUCACUCCAACCCUGUUAUUGUGGAUCUCCCACGGGACCCCAGGACGUCAUGCCGCAGUUACAAUACAGCACGUAUGGCAACACAGAUUACUGGUGCGCGUCGGCGCUAGAUGACCACUAUUUCAAGAGGGAUUCUAUAGACGCUUGUUACCGGUAGUCUUGAAAAAACAAUUGCAGAACAAUCUCUAAUAUGUACCCAUCUGAAAUUGACACCGACUCUAAUGGCUUAAUGAAAAUGUCCAAGGUUAGACAAGUGAAUGACUGAUUGACGAGUGAGUGAUUGCAUUUAUGUGAACAUGUGAUGCAAGUUUGUUUACAGGUAGUAGGCUUUUUCUUGUGUGUUUUUACAAUAAAAUUAUUU